Corythoichthys intestinalis (scribbled pipefish) is the source of this 2442-nucleotide messenger RNA. RefSeq names its product selenoprotein P (gene selenop). Gene Ontology annotation, molecular function: selenium binding. The record is from RefSeq and is a predicted model, not a curated record. The transcript is spliced from 6 exons. Lineage: Eukaryota; Metazoa; Chordata; Actinopteri; Syngnathiformes; Syngnathidae. Gene Ontology annotation, cellular component: extracellular region. Gene Ontology annotation, biological process: selenium compound metabolic process.
GCUGCAACUCAGCUACGUGCAGAGGAAACCUUUCGACAAACAGACCAAUUUCCUCCUACAUUUCAGAACAACUGAAAACAGCAGGUAGGGGAGGUGAGAAGGUGCAGGAAGCAUGUGGGCAAGCCUCAGGCUGCUCCUCGCUCUCUGCCUGCUCCAGGGGGGCAGAGCAGAGAGCGAGGGGAGCGGAGGCCCGCGCUGUCAGCCGCCACCUGACUGGAGGAUCGGUUUGGAGGAGCCCAUGAGGGCAGCAAUGGGCCGGGUGACGGUAGUGGCCCUUUUACAGGCCAGCUGACUGUUCUGCUUGGUGCAGGCAUCCAGAAUGGAUAGCCUGCGCCUGCAGAUGGAGAGUCUGGGCUUGAAGGAGGUGACGUACAUGGUCAUCAACCAUCAGGGGACGCAAGCACAACAGCUUCAUCCCAUGCUAGAGACCAGAGUGUCAAAGAACAUUGCACUCUAUAAACAGGAAGAGCACCAGCCGGACGUGUGGCAGCUUCUGAACGGAGUCAAGGAUGACUUUUUCAUCUAUGACAGAUGUGGACGCCUUACACACCAGAUUUCACUGCCAUAUUCCAUCAUUGGCCAGGGCCACAUCAAGAGGGCCAUCAAGGAAACGUACUGCAAGCGCUUAUGUGGUGCCUGCACAUAUGAGAGUGCUGAAAUCCCACCAGAGUGUCAAGUUAAUACAGAAGAGAGUCCUGAUGCAAUUCCGGCAGCAGACGAAGAACCUGGGCAUCAUGCGCAACAACAUCAGCAUCACCACCACCAUCAUCAGCAUGCGCACCACGGGCACGACACAAGUGCGGGUCAUCAUCAAGGAAACUACCCGGUGCAACACCUAAGUCAGCACAGUGUAGGGCAACAUGCUCAUGAGGGUCACUUGCAGGCAAUGCCUCAGGAGGCACAGGGAGCACCAGUGAUGCAGCAGCCGUGAGCCCCUGCGAAGUCAAGGUGAAGGCACAAGCACAGCUGACAUUGGACAGCCGGUUCUGACAACCUCUCCGCUCCGGCAGCUAGCUGAUGCUGACACUGACGGAGGCUGAUCGGCGAGGCGAGCGAGCUAAGCCUGUGACACUGUCAAGAGGCGUUACCCGCCACGUGACAGUGACACGGGCCGGACGAGGCCAAUCGUGUCAGUGAGACCUGACAGUGACGCCCGUCCCAUGCUGACUGACAGCCGCCUCAGCUCGAUCAGUGAGCCUGACCACCGGGGGUCGUGAGCUGAGAAUGAGGCCAUCUGUAAAGCUGGCCAUGAUGUCAUUCUCGUAUAGGAACACCAGCUCACGUCACAUUUAGGUCGCCAUAUUCCCAAAUGGGUAUUUCCCCCCUUUUGAACUCCGCCAUCUUUUAUGAAACCAGGGGCAGAAACUACGCUCUAGUGGCAUCUGGGUGAAGUCGGGAUGACGGGGAUGGGAAAUUAGUCAUAGAGGAAUGUGACAGACCGGGUUUUCUUAAAAUUAUUAUUAUUUUUAUCUAAUUCUUUAACAGAUCAAAUAAGGACUUAGCGGUAAAUGUAAUAUAGGCAAAUGCAGUUGUCGAUUUUACAAGUCUUAAUUUGAUCUGAUUAUGAAUAAGAUUUUUUUAUUAUUAUUAUUAAUUCCAUACUACAACUCUAUACUGUAUUGCAGUGUGGGUUAAAUGAUUCUGAACACAACUUUGGUACUGUUAUUACAUAACAAUUUAGGACGUAUUUCGGCAAGACCACAAAAGCAAUUAAUGGGUGACUGUCACAGGGAAUAAAGCAGGAUAGGUUAGAUAAUAAAAGAUGGGGAAAAACCAGGCAUCUAUUUUGGAAACGAGCUAAGUAUAUGUAUAUAAGAGAGAACUAAUCUCCUGUCAACAACUUAUUUGGUAGGGUAAUGUCGCAAGAUGAGUUUAAAGAUGACUUUUUCCACCAUUCACAGCAGGGCUUCGAAUCCAACCCCUUGCAAAUUACAUUAAUUACAGUAUUUGCUUCAAAAUGAUAUGUCUUCAAAGAUCAUUGUAAACAAUCAUUUCUGAGCAAUUAUCUGAAAAUGGUUUAUUUUCUGUGAAACACCUGAUUACCACAGUCCAAGAAAUAAAAACAAAUGCAGCAUAAACCAUUAAUUACAAGCUGAAGCACAAUAGAAAUCAAAUCUUUUAUUUUUGGGGAAUUGUUGCUUCCUUUCAUUUUGCUUUGACUAUUCAAACAACAAGGACGGAACUGUUUUUUUCUUCUUCUUAGUACUACUGUACAUUAACAUGGAAAUUGCAAAUAUCCAAACAGAGCUAAAAGUCUCCACUGUCACAAAGAGGGGAUUGGAGGUCAAAUGACUUUUAAAUACACGCUCUGCUAAAUGAUGGUUUCUGUGGGAAGGUCAAAUAUCACCCAGAAAUCUGAUGCCAACACAGAGAAAUGUAUUGUAAAGUGAGAGUGGGAAUGAUAUGUGCAAGGGCAGCGGAAUAAACUUUGACUGGCUCGUU